Verticillium alfalfae VaMs.102 is the source of this 2457-nucleotide messenger RNA. RefSeq names its product kinesin. The transcript is spliced from 2 exons. Bases 1 to 2457 code for a protein of 818 amino acids. Lineage: Eukaryota; Fungi; Ascomycota; Sordariomycetes; Glomerellales; Plectosphaerellaceae. The record is from RefSeq and is a predicted model, not a curated record. Gene Ontology annotation, molecular function: microtubule binding; microtubule motor activity; ATP binding. Gene Ontology annotation, biological process: microtubule-based movement. Gene Ontology annotation, cellular component: kinesin complex; nucleus; microtubule.
AUGGACAGUGCACCGACGAAACCGCCAUCCAACCUCUUCCAGGUCUACUUGCGCCUGCGGCCCUCACCAGCCGGCUCGACCGCCUCAGACAAGUUCCUCUCUGUCGAGCGCGAGGACACGUCCGAACACCCGACGCACAUCAUCCUGAACCCGCCCAACGACCGCAAACGCUCCACCGAGAAGUUCGCCUUCACCCAAGUCUUCGAAGAAGAUGCCACCCAGCUCGACGUCUUCCAGUGCACCGGCGUCGCGCCCUUGAUCGAGGGCGUCCUGGCGCCUCACGGCGGCGUGGGCACCGAUGCGCUGCUCGCGACCCUCGGCGUCACCGGCUCGGGCAAGUCGCACACCAUUCUGGGCUCGCGGUCCCAGCGCGGCCUGACGCAGCUGUCGCUCGACGUCAUCUUUCGGGCCAUCGGCUUCAACAUGCUCGACAACGCCUCGUCGCCUGAUCUCGACUCGUCCCUGCAACUGUCAGACCCCUCUGAUGCCACCAUCGUUUCGGCACCCACCUUCCUCGAGACCGUCUAUGCCGACUUUGCUGGUCCCGCGCGCGCCGGCUCGCGCGCGCCGACGCCUAUGCUUGUAGGGCCCCCUCCUGCUUUCUUUGACGCCCCUCCUGCUUUCCUUGCCGCCUCUCCUGCUUUCUUUGACACCCCUCGUCCGCACACCGCACCUCGCCGUGUCCCGUCCGGCCCUGGGCCCCCGACCGUUCGCGUCGUGCCCCCGACCCCGAACGCGCAAGGCCGAGUUCUGCCCACAUCCUCCUCAACACCCAUGCAUCUCCCCCCCAGCCCCCAGAAACACCUGCCCACGCAGCACACACUCAGCCCCCAGAAGCACUACAUGACCUGGACCACAGCCUCCAAGACGAAGAAGAAUCUGACGAAAACUCCAAUCAAGGGCGAAUACCCCCCGCAGCAGACCCCUCGAAGACAUCUACAACGCCCAUCUGCCGUGCCGCAGAUCCCCGACGUCAGCACCGUCCAUGUCUCCUCCGAUCCCAACGCCGAGUACGCCGUCGUUCUCUCCAUGUACGAAGUGUACAACGACAAGAUCUACGACCUCCUGACCCCUCCCAUUCGAUCCAACGCCACCAAGGAAUACCGCCGACGCCCGUUGCUCUUCAAAUCUACAGAGCAAAGCGCCGACAGGAAGGUUGUCGCCGGGCUCAAGAAGAUUGUGUGCAAGAGCCUGCGCGAGGCCAUUCUCGUGCUCGAGGCCGGCCUGCACGAGCGACAGGUGGCUGGCACCGGCAGCAACAGCGUGUCGUCACGAAGCCACGGCUUCUUCUGCGUCGAAGUGCGGAAACGCACCAGGGGACAGAGAUCGUCCACCUGGACCGGCAGCACGCUGACAGUCGUCGAUCUGGCCGGCAGCGGAGCGUGCGCGCGAUGCAAAGACCCAAGGCAGCACGCUCGCCGAAGGCAGGCAAGAUCAACGAGAGUCUCAUGUACCUGGGGCAGUGCCUCCAGGCGCAGAGCGGGCUGGGGAACACAAGCAAGCAACUCCUUCUCAACAACAUCGUCUUCGUACACUGCCCCCGUCGUCCCCCGUCGAAACGCGCAACGAGGCGUCAUGAUCGUCACCGCUGACGCCCACGGCGACGUGAACGCAACCUCCCAGAUCCUUCGCUACAGCGCGCUCGCUCGCGAGGUCACGAUACCUCGCAUCCCUAGCAUCACAUCCACGAUCCUCGCAGACAUGCCGACGGCAAACGCACACUCUGAAACUCUGUUGUCCGUCAACUCUGCAUCCUCUCAGCGGUCCUACUUCUCUCAACCGUCCGGCUCUCACCGCAACAUCUCCCCCAGCAGCCCGACGGAUGGCGACAGGUUCAUCAUGGAGCACGCCGCUCUCGAAAUCGCCCGCAUGCAGGAAGAGAUCAACAGCCUGCACCAGGAACUCGACGUCGAGCGCGAUGCGCGCGUCGCCGCCGAGGCACACUUGCUCAGCAUGGAAGACCGCAUGCUCGAGCUUGAGCAAACCAUCCGCGAGGACUGCGCCGCCGAGUACGAAUCACGGUAUGACCUCGAGGUGGCACGUUGGAAGGCCACGAUGCAGGCCCAGCAGGAGCGCGGCGAAGAGCACUGGGAUCGCAAGAUGGAACUUUUUGAGCGCGGUCUUGGACCCCAUGACGAUGACGACGAGGAAGGCGGCGAAGACAAGGAGAACGUUCUCGUCGAGAACCUGGCGCAGGAGAACGAGCGUCUUCGCCGCGAGAUGGGAGUGCUCAAGCGUGAGCUUGCUGGCCGGAGUCCGACGCGGAGGCAGCCUCUCCACGAGCGGGACGACUUUGGCAGCCGCAAGCCCGACGGCGGCACCGGAAGCCUGGGUCGCAAGAUGGAGCAGCUUCGCGUUAGCAACGCCAGCGUCUCGAGCGUCGCCAGCGGCGGCAGCCCCAAGAAAAUCAGGCGACUGCCGACGAAACGGUGGGAGGACGCUGACGACCUGGCGUAG